Molecule: messenger RNA, 1089 nt
Organism: Miscanthus lutarioriparius
Lineage: Eukaryota; Viridiplantae; Streptophyta; Magnoliopsida; Poales; Poaceae
Source: the annotation of a GenBank genome assembly
AUGGCGGAGCCGUCGUCGCCGCCGCGUUCGCUGAUGGAGGAGCUUAUCGAAGAGAUCCUCCUCCGCCUCCCACCGCAGGAGCCCGCUAGCCUCGUCCGCGCCGCCCUCGUCUGCAAGCCAUGGCGCUGCCUCGUCUCCAACCCCCGCUUCCAGCGCAGAUUCCGCGAGUUCCACCGCACGCCCCCCAUGCUGGGAUUCCUCUGCAACCACCACGGCAACGGCUGCAGCUUCGUGCGCACAACGGCCUCCUCACCGCUGCAUGCCACCAGAUCCCGCUGGUGCCCGCUGGACGCGCGCCACGGCCGUGUCCUCCUACGGGAACCCACACAGAACGUCCUCGUCGUCUGGGACCCCAUCACGGAGGACCGGCAGGAGCUUCCCGUCCCGCCGCGACGGGCGGUAAGCUGCACCGCGGCGGUUCUCUGCGCCGCAGCCGGUGGCGCCGGCGCCGGCGCCUCCGACCACCAUGAUUGCCACCGUGGUGGAUCUUUCCUCGUGGUUUUCGUGGGCACUGAUCCAAGGGACAUGUUCGUCUGCACCUACGACUCGUCGGAUUAUUUUGCCGUGUGGAGCGAGCCAAUCUCCCUUCAGCACCUCAAUGACUGCUACAUCUACUCUGGUUACUCGCCCGCUGUGCUACUCGGGAACGAGCUUUAUUUUGGGAUUCCAAUGACGAACACAGCUUUGCAGUACGAUUUGGAACUGCGUGAGAUUUCGUGGAUUCAGCUUCCAACCAUGCACUACUGUUACCAGCGUUCUGUGCUCACAACAACGGAGGACGGUCUGGGGCUCGUCAGUCUGUUAGACGGCCAACUCUGCAUGUGGUUGAGGAUGGACACUCCUGAAGCUAGUGCUGGAUGGACACAAAUCAAAGCCAUUGAUCUUGGGAUGCGGCUCCAAGUUGACCCUGUCUUUAUUCCAUAUGCUUUUGUGGUUGGUUUCGCAGAUGGUCUCGAUAUCGUUUUCGUGACGGUGAAUGGCGCACUCUACACAGUUGAUCUAAAGACAUAUAUGGUGAAGAAGGUAUACAAUGGCAGAGCAAUCCACUCUGUCUUUCCAUACAUGCGCUUCUACAGUCCAGGUAUAUGA